Messenger RNA from Etheostoma spectabile (orangethroat darter), 1661 nucleotides. It is a transcript of the gene clpp, whose product is annotated as caseinolytic mitochondrial matrix peptidase proteolytic subunit. Gene Ontology annotation, molecular function: ATP-dependent peptidase activity; serine-type endopeptidase activity; ATPase binding. Gene Ontology annotation, cellular component: endopeptidase Clp complex. NCBI's taxonomy places the organism in Eukaryota, Metazoa, Chordata, Actinopteri, Perciformes, Percidae. The record is from RefSeq and is a predicted model, not a curated record. Bases 63 to 875 code for a protein of 270 amino acids. The transcript has 7 exons. Gene Ontology annotation, biological process: protein quality control for misfolded or incompletely synthesized proteins.
ACGGUUGUUAUUGGUUCCGGUGUAUCUGGGGGUCACACAGAGGGGUAAAGAAAAGACUUAAAAUGCUGUUGCAAAGAGUGUUGCACAUCGGAGGCUUGACGCUGAAACACAGCCGGUCCAUCCACCACAGUCCUGUAUGGAGGAGUCCUCUUAUACCCAUGGUUGUGGAGCAGACGGGGAGAGGAGAAAGAGCAUAUGACAUCUAUUCCCGCCUCCUGAGAGAGAGAAUCAUUUGUGUAAUGGGUCCUAUCGAUGACACUGUGGCUAGCCUGGUUAUCGCCCAGCUGCUCUUCCUCCAGUCAGAAAGCAACAACAAACCCAUCCACAUGUACAUCAACAGUCCUGGCGGUGUGGUGACAGCGGGCCUGGCCAUUUACGACACCAUGCAGUACAUCCUCAAUCCCAUCUCCACCUGGUGUGUCGGCCAGGCAGCGAGUAUGGGCAGCUUGCUCCUGGCAGCCGGAACGCCGGGCAUGAGGCAUUCACUGCCCAACGCCCGCAUCAUGGUCCACCAGCCUUCAGGAGGCACCAGGGGCCAGGCCACAGACAUCGCCAUCCAGGCGGAGGAGAUCCUGAAGCUGAAGAAACAGAUCAACGUCAUCUACGCCAAACACACGGGCCAGCCGCUGGAAACCAUCGAGGGUGUGAUGGAGAGGGAUCGCUACAUGGGCCCCAUGGAGGCGCAGGACUUCGGUAUCAUCGACAAGGUCCUGAUCCACCCGCCCCAGGCCGGCCAGGAUGAGCCGGAGCUGGUGCAGAAAGAGCCGGCGGCAGCAGCAGCAGCAGCCAGCCCCCACCCACAGCCAGAGUCUGCAGCCCCUGGGCAGACCCUCCCCGGGACAAACCCCCCCUCCUCACACAAACCUGAGCCAUGAAGGCGCAGACAGAGCGCUGGUGGUUUGAUACCUGACAGUUUGGGAAGAACAAGGCGGCGCCUCCAUGAUGUUUUCUUUGUCUCUGUCUCUCUCUCCCCCCCCCCCCCUAACCAACACUCUGCUGUUUCAUCAUGUACAGUGGUCAGCUGAUCAUUUACGUUACUGUUAGGAUGUAGAUUCCCGGUGAAAUAAAAGUCAAAGAAGUGAUGGCUGAAGUUGGUCAUUACUCACAUCUGAAGGAAACCGGAGUAUUUCAGCUAGGGCUGCACGAUGUGAGGAAAAUACGGGAGAUGCCAUAACGUUGUUGAAUAUCUCUAACAAUAUUACUCGCGAUGAAUUACAGACAUUAAAAUGUACUCAGUUCUGCUAUAACACAACACAGUUUGUUCAGUUAAAAACAAACAAAAGGAAAUUAUUUCCAGCAUUUUAUCAAACAAAUUGAAUAUAAAAGGUAAUGUAACACUAAGGAAAGAUUGAUUGUGACAUUUUAAAGUGUAGUUUUCUAAAUAUUCUCCAAUUUAAAAACACCUUUGUGUCUUGUGAUUUGUCAGUCUUGAUAUUGUGAUGAAAAAUAAUGGAUUUAUUGUGCAGCCCUAGUUUGAGCUGAGCUGAUGUUAGCGCUCCCAGUGAAAGCACAGCUUAAUAAGGUAGCUGAUCUCAUCCAGGUGAGGGGGGGCGCCUGCUGAGACUAUGGAGCCAUCUUGUCGCAGAGACAGCCACUGAAGAGUGUAGAUGACCUGCAUUUCAAUACUCAUAUUUGUAUUUAAUAAAAUGUCCACAACUCAC